AUGGAAGCGAUCAUUGGUCCGACAAGACUUAUAGACACACACGAAGUGAAACGUGUCCAUGAUCUGACCGCAUUCCUCAGGCGGAUUUUACCCCAAUAUGCGACAAUAUGCAGUCCAGUUAUUAGUGAACUAAUAAAAGAAGACGAACCGCAUGUGUGGACAGAGAAACGUGAAAAAGCUUUCGAGAACCUUAAAAAUAAACCAACUCAGAAGUGAGUACUACGUCUGUAUAUCCAAAAAUUAUACAAUCGAACCGAAAAUGUUGCACACGGCUUUAGUUUUUGUAAAAAUUAUACGAGUACGUAAAAUGUGAAAAAAGCUAGCACAUUACGGGUGUUUUGUCAACCGUCGGUAGCGCUCUCCGUACAUGAUAGUGUUUACUAAAAAUUGUAUUGAUUUGUAACGAUGAAAUAAAUUACGAUUGUUCGCGAUUUAUCGGAUCAUAUUUUUUUUUUAUUUUUUUUGCAGCCAAAAAUAUCAAAUCCGCAUAAAUCGCAUAAUAGUAGGUACACCGGCGCUUAUGCAGGCUGAUACUAUUUUGCCUCUCUGGUAUAUGAUGAGUAUAUAUUAUUUAAAAAAAAAAAAAAUUAAUAGCAAUAAAUAUUGUCAUAGCAGUUCAUUUCCGUUGGCGCACGACGGACAGCACCGAAAUAAUAUUGUUAUAAAAACAAACGCCUCCGGUGCAGGUAAUCGUCGCUGUAUAAUCGGAGUUGCGGUGUUCGGUUUUUUUUCCUCCUCUGUCGUGGCUGUACAUAGUAAUUAUUAUUAUUAUAUGUGUCGAGACCACAUUAAACAAUACUUAAUCUAUCAUCCGCCGCCGCCGCCGCCGUUGUAAUAAUAAUAAAAGAAAAGAGAGAGACAGUGAAAAAAAAAAAACCGAUGAACAACAGCACUGCACCAAAAACCUCCACGGAGGAAGUACCGUAUAGUCGUCGUAUUAUAUACAGUCUAUGUUAAACGUACCGAAUAAUAUGUUUGUAUUUUUUCUGAACGAGUUACACAUAUUCGACCUGUUGCAAAGCAUACACACAGAUCGUUAGAUAUUAUUAUUACCAUUUUUGUUUUUGUUUUUUUUUAUCCGGAAAAUUAGUCGCGUACCUAUCUACGUAAUCGGCGCACGAAUUAGGAGACUUUCUCGACCGUCUAAUCUGCUGCAACCGCACUCGCCUAUAUAAUUGUAUUAUUAUUACCUAUACUGUAGUUUAAUGCGGCCGGAGAAUGUGUUAAUUUUUUAUUUCCCACCCCCCUCCCCUUGACUUAUGGGAUAGUGUUUUACAUUUUUUUUUUAUUUUUUUAUUAUCCCAUCGAUUGACAUAUUACACAGUUCAAACGACCUGCACCUAUAUGUGUACCGUGACGACUUAACGAUUUCAAAUCAUUUACACGAGACAUAAGUACUCGACUCACAAUAAGUUCCGCGAGAUUUAAAAUCGACGACUAACGACCGAUGAGUGUCGACGACAACGCACACGAACGAGGACCGUAAACGCUUUUGAAGUCGUCAAUAGUCACCUAAUUCGAAAGGAAAAAAAAUCGUGCGAGAUUGGAAUCGAAUAUCGACGACGACGAGCGAACAUCGUGAAUUCAAUGGGAGACGUUUAACGAAAAUCGAUUACAAGGAUUAUCGGUUGAGACCUAACGGUUUUUUGUACUCGUUUUAAAAACAUGACCAUAACGUAAUUAAAAAACAAAAUCGGUUUAUUAGAAUAAUGGUGCAAUGGUGUGAUGAAGUGAUAUAUUUAUAGGCUCAUUCUACGUUAUCCUAAAAUUACCUGUAUACACGGCAUUCAGUUUUACGCUUGCAUACAAAAACUGAAAAUCUACCGUUUUUUAUUUUUGUUUAUACAACUCCAUCGUUCUGAUUAAUCAUAAUAACAGAUGAAGAAUUAUUUUUUUACCUACGCUAUUUUUUUUUUCAAUCCUAAAGGGGUUGAGUUUCCGAAAUGACUUAUUAUCAUUAGGAUAAACGCUGCUAGUCCUCAUUAUGAAAACGGUCGCUACAGGUUAAACCCUUAGAAGGCGUGUAUUUAAAACCUUUCGGGAUAAAAUGUAGUCCAUGUCACUACUCAGUCAUUCAAAUAUCCCUAUGCGAAAAUGUCGACGUGGAAGAGCAAUAAAUCAUCAAACAGACACACUUUCGCAUUAAUUACGAGUAUAUCAUUUCUGGCUAUUUAUAACAAUAUUAUUGUCGUUCGCACGGAAACUGUUUACCACUCGAGUUGUCAAGUUUUAAGUAAAUAUUUUGAUACUUUCUACGUUCAAUAAAGAAUCGUUAUACAUUUUAUGUUUUUUGGAAGUAAAAGAUGAUAAUGAGUAUCAUUGACGGUUCAUUGAUUGGAUUAUGGGAUAUUGUCAUCGUCUGGGUUACGGAUACCGUUAUUCACUGGUGCGUCGAUAAAUGUGUAUCACGGUUAACGUCGUUAUUAACAUAGUAAUACAUUAAGAAUAAAUGAUAGAAAAUUGGUUUUUUUUUUUUCAUUAUUAUUAUUUGACUUAAGUGUCUAUUACAUUUUUAUAUUUCAGAACCGAUCUCGGACGAGUAAGGGAUGAUUAUAAACAAGCAGGCGAUUGCAGGCGAUUGAGAAUCACACAACCAAUAAAUGCAGGAAUGCAGGAUCAACGGAAUCAUUGGUAG
This is a messenger RNA of Cinara cedri, 2635 nucleotides long. The record is from the annotation of a GenBank genome assembly. NCBI's taxonomy places the organism in Eukaryota, Metazoa, Arthropoda, Insecta, Hemiptera, Aphididae.